AUGAAGCUUCACAGAUGGUCAAGUGAGGAAUUUCCUCAAGAGUUAGCUCUCAUAUACAUUUCCCUCACUGAUAAAUCCAAGCAUAGCAUUUUCCGUUUAAGCUUCAACUCAAAAAGGGUGUUGUUGAAACUCUCUAACUCUUUCUGUGACGCUCAUCCAAAGCGUGAACUUCGCAUGGAGCUCACUGCUCAGAAAGACAACCUCAAAUGUUUCAACUUUGUGGCAGUGAAAGUCAUCACAGAUGACACUUCUAUACAUGAUGGAUUCAAUGUUUGUGCCAACAAAUAUUUGAGCGAUCUUUGUGGAAGGAAAAGUUGUUUCUACGAAGUGAUGAGGAAAGUUGGAAACAUGAGUUCCGUGGAGAAGGUGAAUUGGGAGUUUUGUCACUGGUAUUACGUGGGUGCUACCCACAUCGCAUUCAAUGUGAUAAUCGAGUGUGACAAAACGAGAGGACUUAGGGCAGAGUUUAGAGGCCCUUUUAAAUGCACGAGUUUGGUGAAAGAACUAAAAUCUGAGGCUUCAUUGAUUCUGCGCGAGGUGAACACAAAGCCCACUGAAGAAGCUGUGAGAAAGUUGAUGGAAGGUAUUAUCAAAGGCAGAGAGUACAUUCUCUAUGAAGGAGGUUCCGAGCAACGUGCUACAGUGGUGAAUAAUAUUGUGAACACAGGUGCAACUUUUAAUGGUGAUGGUAAUGGUUCUAAAUAUGAAAAUUGUGAUAUUGUUAUGAAUUCGUAUUUUAACUCAUCACCAAAACCGUGA
Molecule: messenger RNA, 759 nt
Organism: Sphenostylis stenocarpa
Lineage: Eukaryota; Viridiplantae; Streptophyta; Magnoliopsida; Fabales; Fabaceae
Source: the annotation of a GenBank genome assembly